GCACCCUCUUUUUAUUGGUGAUAUAAUUCGGCUCUGAUAGUUCUCUAGGUUUUCUUAUGUCAUUUGUUGGUUAUUAAAGAACUGUGGAACUUAGAUAAGUCUGAGGAAUUUCAUUUCUUCACUAUUUGGAAGCUAAGCCAAACAAAUCUUGACAAUGAAGGUUUGUUCUAGCCUCUUUUUUUCUUUUUUCCUUUUUGACGAUUUGAAGUGUGGUUCUUGGAGACACGUUCAUGAGAAAAGGUCUCACUCUCAUGCAAGUGAUGAGGAGAAGACAAGAAAGCAGAAGGCAGAAUCCGCGCAUUCGCCAAAGAAGGCGAAAACUGAAGGCGAUGAUAGUAAUGGAAAAUCGAGUACUGACGAUGUGGCAGCCGAAUUCGAGAAGUUCUGUAGAGCUACAAGCGAACAUCUCUCCAUCAAACAAAUGCGUGAAAUUCUUGAAGCCAAUGGACGGGAUGCUUCCAUAGCUGAUGAUGCUGUUGUCCCUAGAUGCCAAGACAUUCUGUUUUAUGGUCCUCUCGGCGUUUGUCCAGUUUGUGGUGGCGCAUUGGAGUUUUCUGGAGACGGUUAUCACUGCCAGGGAGCAUAUAGUGAGUGGUCUAGUUGUGUUUAUAGCACUAGAUCUCCACCAAGAAGAGAAGAGUCUCUAAAUAUACCCGAAUCUGUUGGAAAAACUCCGGUCUCCGAUCUGCUUGAGAAACAUAGAGAUCCGAGAGGUCGUCCCAAGCAGCAUAUACAGGCGGCAACAGAUAAACCAACAGAUAAACCGUUUGUAGGAAUGGUGAUUUCUCUUUCAGGCCGUCUCUCUCGAACACAUCAAUAUUGGAAGACGAAGAUCGAGAAAAACGGAGGGAAAGUGGCCAAUUCUGUUAUUGGCGUAAGUUGCCUUGUAGUUUCUCCAUCAGAGCGCGACCGCGGUGGCUCAUCUAAAGUAGCUGAAGCAGUGGAGAGGGGUAUCCCGGUAGUGAGAGAGGCUUGGUUGCUCGAUAGCAUCGAGAAAAAACAAGCUCAAGCAUUAGAUGCAUAUGAUGUCGCGAGUGAUAUCGCGGCCGAGGGAAAAGGUUUGGCGCUUGAUCAGCAAGAUUCCAGUGUUGUAGCACUUGAAACCCUAGCGGCUGAGCUUAAAGUGUUUGGAAAGAGAGGUGUGCAUAAAGACAGUAAGUUGCAGGAUGAAGGUGGAAAAAUUCUAGAGAAAGACGGCUUACUGUACAAUUGUGCUUUGGUUGUUUGUGAUCAAGGGAGGAACAUGAACGACUUCUGCAUUAUGCAACUUAUUGUGGUGCAAGAGAACGGCUUGUACCUUUAUUACAGAAAGGGAAAAAUUAAUGAUAGCCCCAGAGCAGAUGACAAGCUGGAGGAACGGGAAAACGUGAACGAUGCUAUCAGAGAAUUCGCAAAGCUCUUUGAAGAACUGACGGGAAAUCCGUUUGAACUCUGGGAAAGAGAGAAGCAGCUCGAGAAGAAACGCAUGAAGUUCUUCCCUAUCGAUAUUGAUGAUGGCAUUGAAGUGAGGCACGGAGGGCUCGGACUUAGGCAACUUGGGGUUGCUGCUGCACAUAGUAAGCUUGAUCCGAACGUAGCAAAUUUUAUGAAAGUCCUUUGCAGCCAGGAGAUUUACCGGUAUGCUUUAAUGGAGAUGGGAUACGAUUCACCUGAGGUUCCUAUCGGGAUGGUUACUGAUCUUCACUUGAAAAGAUGUGAGGAAAACCUCCUACAUUUUGUGGAUAAACUGAAAGCUUCAACGGAGACGGGAAACCAAGCGGACGCUAUUUGGGCCGAUUUCAGCCAGAGAUGGUUCACUCUCAUGCCAACUAUAAGGCCGUUUACAUUUAGAGACUAUGGAGAACUUGCAGACCAUGGUGCUUCUGCUUAUGAGACUAUUCGAGAUAUCAAUACCGCAUCCCGUCUUAUUGGAGAUAUGUCAGGCUCGACAUUGGACGAUCCUCUUUUCGACCGUUACGUGAAGCUAAAUUGUUCUGUUUCACCCCUAGAGACAGACACAAAUGAUUACAAUAUGAUAGUGAAGUACCUGGAGAAAACUUAUGAACCAACCAGAAUCGGAGAAAUCAGCUAUGGUGUAUCGAUCGAGAAUAUCUUUGCUGUUGAAGCAAGUGCAUGCCCAUCUCUUGAUGACAUCAAGAAAUUGCCUAACAAGGUUUUGCUAUGGUGUGGGACAAGGAGUUCAAAUCUAUUGAGGCACUUGCAGAUGGGGUUCUUGCCUUCAAGCUGUUCCCUUCCUGUACCAGGAUACAUGUUUGGAAGAGCUAUCGUCUGUUCCGACGCUGCAGCAGAAGCUGCGAGAUAUGGAUUCACAGCCGUGGAUAGGCCGGAAGGUUUCUUGGUUUUGGCUGUUGCUUCACUAGGAGAAGAAAUCCAGGAGUUCUCUAGUCCACCUGAGGACACUAAAUCCAUGGAGGAGAAGAAGAUUGGAGCGAAAGGGCUAGGCAAGAAGAAAACUGAUGAAUCAGAGCAUUUUGUGUGGAAGGAUGACAUUAAAGUACCUUGUGGAAACUUGAUUCCAUCAGAGCAUAAGGAUAGUCCGCUUGAGUAUAAUGAAUAUGCUGUAUAUGAUCCACAACAGGUAAGCAUAAGGUUCUUGGUGGCGGUGAAAUUCGAGGAACAGGAUGUGGAGUACGAUACAGCUGAGCCCGAGGUAUAACAGA
Molecule: messenger RNA, 2660 nt
Organism: Lycium ferocissimum
Lineage: Eukaryota; Viridiplantae; Streptophyta; Magnoliopsida; Solanales; Solanaceae
Product: protein ADP-ribosyltransferase PARP3-like
Exons: 18
Coding region: 155-2656 (833 amino acids)
Molecular function (GO): zinc ion binding; NAD+ poly-ADP-ribosyltransferase activity
Source: RefSeq, a predicted model, not a curated record